Glarea lozoyensis ATCC 20868 is the source of this 1554-nucleotide messenger RNA. Its product is annotated as MFS general substrate transporter. Gene Ontology annotation, molecular function: transmembrane transporter activity. The record is from RefSeq and is a predicted model, not a curated record. Lineage: Eukaryota; Fungi; Ascomycota; Leotiomycetes; Helotiales; Helotiaceae. Gene Ontology annotation, cellular component: membrane. The transcript has 5 exons. Gene Ontology annotation, biological process: transmembrane transport. Bases 1 to 1554 code for a protein of 517 amino acids.
AUGGGAAUCUUUUCUAGAUUCCGCAGCGACGAUGCGGGCUCCUCACCUGACCAUGAAAUUGCGCGAAAAAACAACAUUCAUGGAGAUCCAGAGAAGGCCACAGACAAUUCGUUAGAAACCCGACUAGAGGAUUCAACAACGAAUCAGCUUCCUCCUCAUGAAUUCGCAGCAAUUGAGAAGAGAGUCUUAAAGAAGCUAGAUCGCAGAUUGGUGUCUCUUGUAUUUGUACUCUAUCUCCUCGCCUAUUUGGAUAGAUCUAACAUCGGAAAUGCCCGAAUCGCUGGUAUGGAGGAAGAUCUGUCUCUUUCCUCACCGGACUACCAAUGGCUUCUCACAAUCUUCUACAUUUCAUAUAUUAUAUUUGAAUGGUUCGCUCUGAUGUGGAAACUAGUCCCACCACACAUUUGGGCUGCAUUCUGCGUAAUGGGUUGGGGACUUACAGCAACACUUCAAUCCGCAACCUUCUCUUUCUCAGGAAUGAUGGCCGCGAGAUUCUUCCUAGGACUAUUCGAAGCAGGAUUCGGACCAGGAAUACCAUUCCUCUUCUCCUUCUUCUACCUUCGUCACGAGAUUGGAUUCCGAUGCGGUAUAUUCCUCUCAGCAGCACCAUUAGCCACAUGUUUCGCAGGUGCUCUCGCUUAUGGAAUUACAAGCGACGACUCCCCUCCAAUUGCAAACUGGAGACUUCUUUUCCUCGUCGAAGGACUACCGUGUCUCGUAGCAGCCGUAGCAACAUUCUUUCUGCUCCCCGACAGUCCAGAGAAAGCAUCCUUCCUAACGCCCGAAGAAAAAUCCGUCGCCCGCUCCCGAGCCCGCCUCCAAACCGGCAAAGCAGACCGAGAAAUCGGCCGUCUAAACUUCCGCGACCUAGGCGCUGCACUUCUAGACCCCAAAAACUACAUCACAGCCCUCAUGUACUUCUCCUGCAACGUCUCCUUCUCCUCCCUCCCCGUCUUCCUCCCCACCAUCCUCUCCGAAAUGGGCUUCACGCGUCUCACCGCCCAAGCCCUAACCGCACCCCCCUACUUCCUCGCCUUCCUCCUCGUCAUCCUCACCACCUACAUCGCAGACCGCACUCAGCAGCGCGGUCUCACCAUCCUCAUCCUCUCUCUGGUCGCUACCGUCGGUUAUAUCCUGCUCGCCACCACAUCCUCCACCGCGCCUAGAUACGUAGGUGUGUUUUUAGCCGCUGCCGGUGUCUUUCCGGCGAUUGGCAAUAUUUUGCCGUGGGUGCUGAAUAAUCAGGGGAGUGAUACGAGGAGAGGGAUGGGUAUUGCGAUGUUGAAUCUUAUCGGCCAGUGUGGACCGUUGCUGGGCACGAGGGUUUAUCCGAGUAAUGAGGGCCCGUAUUAUCGGAAGGGGAUGUGGGUUUGCGCGGGGUUUAUGGCGUUUAAUGCGCUGCUGGCGCUGGGGCUGAGGGCGUUGUUGGCGUGGGAGAAUGGGAGGUUGGAUGCGAAGUAUGGGCGGGGAGGGGAAGGGAUGGAGGGGGAAGAGGGUGUGGGCGUUGAAGAUGGGGGGAGGGGGUUCAGUAUUAGAGUAUUCCGAAGAGGUUAA